This is a messenger RNA of Exophiala viscosa, 1346 nucleotides long. Its product is annotated as shikimate/quinate 5-dehydrogenase. NCBI's taxonomy places the organism in Eukaryota, Fungi, Ascomycota, Eurotiomycetes, Chaetothyriales, Herpotrichiellaceae. Gene Ontology annotation, molecular function: shikimate 3-dehydrogenase (NADP+) activity. Gene Ontology annotation, biological process: shikimate metabolic process; chorismate biosynthetic process. The coding region runs from base 385 to 1311 and encodes 308 amino acids. The transcript has a single exon. The record is from RefSeq and is a predicted model, not a curated record.
CUGCAGAAGACGGGUUUUUGUUGGCCACAAAAGUGUGCGGCGUCUGCCCGCAAUGUCACAUUUUGACGUACCCUGCAUCGGAAGUGUUCAGAGUAAAUCAUUCCUCGAACUUUAAGCGGAUGUUCAUUGUUGCGCGCAUCAAGGAAACGAGGAUGUUGCUUGAGAUAUCGUGAUCGACAAGGUCUCCCAACGUCUUCGGAGAGCCGAACGUGGUGAGUGUCGAGGAACGUUUCCACGAUCCAUGGCGCAUAAGCCGACGUCUUGCAAUACUUGAGUGAUGCUAGCAAUUGUUUGUGCGUCAAUAACUUUCAGCAAACGUCGAACUUUGAAGAUUGAGAAUAUCUCCGAGUCGAAACACAAUAUCAUUCUUGGCCAGAAACAGCCAUGACCGAAUUCACCCUGCCAGACACCUCGUCGUUUGAGAAGGUGGCUUACCUCGUCGGCACCCCAAUCGCACACUCAAAAUCCCCGUCGCUUCAUCGUGCCAUAUAUACAGCAGUUGGGAAAAACUGGGCCCAACUGCUUUGUGAGACCAGCGACCUCGAAGGGUUUCUUCAUUAUCUCAAGCGCGAUCCCAAAUGCAUGGGCAGUGGUGUUACCAUGCCCUUCAAAGUCGCCGUGAUCCCUCAUUUGGACGAGCUCACAGACGAAGGACGAGCCAUUGGCGCGGUGAACACUAUCUUUUUCAAACCCGAAUCCAAUGGGUCCCGAAGAUUCUGUGGGACGAAUACCGAUUGUCUGGGCAUUCGCGACGCCUUCCAGACAAACGUGAAAGGCGCCCCAUAUCGAGGAAAGCCAGGACUCAUCAUAGGAGGAGGCGGAACUUGCAGGGCAGCCAUUUAUACCUUGCAACACUUCAUGGGGUGUUCGCCCAUAUACAUCAUCAACAGAGACGAAAGAGAGGUCGAGGCUGUCUUACAAGAAUGCCACAACAGGGGUGCUGCAGCGGACCUAAUUCAUGUUCAGACGGUUGCACAAGCGCGAAGCCUGCCAGCACCAGGUGCAGCUGUCAGUGCAGUUCCAGACUUUCCAGCCGUGACCCAGGAGGAAAAGGUAGUGAGAGAAAUUCUCAAGGUCUUUUUGAAUACCGACGAGAAAGGUGCGCUACUGGAGAUGUGCUACCAUCCGUCACCAGAUACCGAAAUUUCCAGACUUACGCUCGAAGCACGCUGGCAAGUCAUUGGUGGCAUCGAGGCAAUGAUCGGACAGGGCCUUGCCCAAGCUGGUCUGUGGACUGGCAUCGAGAUAGAUGAGAGGCUAAGGAACGUGUCGAGGGAAGCGGUCGAAAGGCAGAUGCGAGCGUCGCUUUGAGAACUUGCCAGCGAACUGCGCACUCUCGGGCGGGU